Saprolegnia diclina VS20 is the source of this 2352-nucleotide messenger RNA. RefSeq lists its product as hypothetical. The transcript has a single exon. Lineage: Eukaryota; Oomycota; Saprolegniomycetes; Saprolegniales; Saprolegniaceae. The record is from RefSeq and is a predicted model, not a curated record. Gene Ontology annotation, cellular component: Golgi apparatus. Bases 1 to 2352 code for a protein of 783 amino acids.
AUGAAGAAGAAGGAGCAGCUCGAGAAGGGCCUGGCCGAGAUGAAGGAGCUGGGCAUGGGCGGCUUGACCAAGGGCCUCAGCUUCCUCCGGCAGAAGUCGUCGAGCUAUGGCCACCUCGACGAGGAGAAGCCGCCGCUUCCGACGGGCCGCACUAGCAGCUUCUCGACCAUGGCCGACAAGCCAAAGAUGAGCUACGACGAGCUCCUCUCGCUGAGCAUGAAGCUCACCAAGCAGAACCGAGCGUACAAGAGCCAGAUGACGACCGCCUCCGACAAGCUCUUCCGGCUCACCGAGGUCGAGGCCAACUACAACGCGCUCGUAGCGUUCGUCACCGACGACAUUGGUCUCGACGUUGCCUUUGAGCCAGCGACCGAGGUCGACGAUGCACCGGUCGCCAACGAAGACGCAAGCGCCGACGCGCCGCCGCCGCUUUCCGCCGAAAAGGUCCUCGACACCUCAGCCAUGCGGGCGCAGUACCAUUCGCGCGACGCUGCCCGCGAGCACCACGUGCGCGAAAUGGAGACCCUCUACGUGCAAGAGAUCGCCAACUUGAAGGCGCAGCUCGAGCACCUGCGGCCAGCGUCGCCAAAGGACGAUGCGAGCAGCAACACCGAGGCUGUCGUGUCCAUCGACGCCACGCUCCGGUUCGAACUCGAGACGCUCAAGUCGAGUCUUGCCAUGGAGCGCCGGCUGCGCGACGAAGCCGACAAGACGUGGCAGUCCAAGGUUAGCGAGAGCGACGCCGCCAAAAAAUCCCUCCAGGACGCACUGGCCAAAGCCCAGCAGACGGCCACGUCCCUCGCGACCCAGCUGACGGCCGCCGAGGCGACCGCAUCUUCGUAUGCAGUCGACAUUCUGGCGCAGAUCACGGCCAACGCGCAGCGAGAAGAAAGCCUCUCGGUGCUCAAGCGGGAGCUCCAAAAUCAGACGCAAUUGACGCAGACGAUCGACGCACUUGAGCUCAACUUGCAGCAGAAAGGCGCCGACAUGGACCUGCUGAGCCAAACCGUCGUGCGUCUCGAAGCCGACGUGGCGGCCAAGACAACCGAAAUGGCCAGGCUCGCGGCCAAGCUCGAGACUGCCGAGCGGGAACGGGACCAGCUCCAGGACCUCGCCGACACGGCCAUGGCCAAGCACACGCACUUGGAGGCCGAGUUACGCGACUUUCGCAGCGUCACCAGCGCCAAGUCACAUCUCGAGUCGGAGACCACCAGCCUCCGUGCGCAGCUCGCUGUCGCUGAGCAAAAGGCGGCCGACGCGACAAAGGAGGCCAGCGCCGUCGCCGCUGUCUUGGCCGAUGCGCGUAAAAACUGGUCUGAGCAAAACGCACUCGCGACGCGACUCGCGGCCGAGAACCAGCAGUAUGCCGAGACGUGCGCGGGCCACGCAGCCGAGGUCGCGCAGCUGCAGCAGCAGCUAUCGCAGCGCCUCAGUCGCUACAAGGCAGUCUCGGACGAGCUCGCCGAAGCCAAGUCGCUGCUGCAGACGCAAACGCUCGAGUUUAAAGAUGCGCAGACGGCGGCGACGGACGAGGUUGCGACGCUCCGCGCCCAGGUCGCGACCCAAGAGACAGCCUUCCUCGCCAUGCAAACGUCGCUCACCGCGUCAGCGGCGGCCGAUCUAAACGCGCUUCGAACGUCCCAUGCAGCCGAAGUCGACCGACUGGAGAGCGAUGCACGCGCCAAGUCGAAACUGGCGCGGCAGCUCGUGCUGGAAAAGGAAGAGCAGGUAGCGUCACUCUCGGCGCAGCUGGCCCAGCUCGAGCACGACGUCAAGUCGGGCGACGCCGACCAUCGGCGCAUCUUUGAGCUCGCCAACGUCCAAGCCCAGCGGGACGCGAUGCAGCGGUCGCGGGACUCUGAAGUCGCCGAGCUCAGUAACGCCGUCGCGACCAAGCAAGCCGAGGUCGAGAGUCUCAAGGGGCAGAUCAAAAUCAUGGAAGACGAAAUCGCCGUGCUCGUGCGCACCGAGCGCCGCGAAGGCGUCAACAUGGAGUACCUCAAGAACGUCGUCGUGCAGUUUAUGAGCUUUCGCCCGGGCUCGAGCCAGCAAGCCAAGCUCAUUCCAGUGCUCUCGACGCUGCUUCAGUUCUCACCACACGACAUGGACGAGGUCCGCGCCGCCACCAAGCGCUCGACCGCAUGGACGUCGUGGGGCGUCGAAACGAAGAUCAUCAAGUCCAUUGUGCCUCCGCCCGCGAUCCUCAUCCCGCGUACCAAGGGUCCUCGGCCGGGGUCCCCCCGGGGGGGCCGGAGCCCCCGCUCGAGCCCGCGCGGCAAGGCAAGGUCCCCCAAGCACAACGAGACGCCCAUGAUGCUACCACACCACAGUAGUGAUAGCAUCGACCUGUGA